Molecule: messenger RNA, 3910 nt
Organism: Phacochoerus africanus (Common warthog)
Lineage: Eukaryota; Metazoa; Chordata; Mammalia; Artiodactyla; Suidae
Gene: BMP3
Product: bone morphogenetic protein 3
Exons: 3
Coding region: 204-1631 (475 amino acids)
Biological process (GO): BMP signaling pathway; SMAD protein signal transduction; osteoblast differentiation
Cellular component (GO): extracellular region
Molecular function (GO): growth factor activity; cytokine activity
Source: RefSeq, a predicted model, not a curated record
CCCGCGAAAAGCCCACCUGCCGGGCGCGAUCGGCCGGCGCGGAAAGGGGGGGCUCGUCGCCGUCCUCCUCCGGCGGCGUCCGGCCUCGGGCGCCCCCGCCCCACCGGCUCGGGAGUUCGGCGCUCGGCGCUGCCGCCGGCGCCCGGAGCCCGGGAGUGUCCCCGCAGGACGCAGCGGCGGGCGCGGCGCGGCGGGACCUCGCUAUGGCCGCGGCGCGCGCUCUGCUGCCGCUGUGGCUGGGCUGCCUGUGCGGGAGCCUGGCGCAGGGGCUGAGACGCCAGCAGCCCUUCCCGGAGCUCCGCGACGCUGUGCCCGGCCACCGCGCGGCAGGUGGCGGCCCAGACCCCCCGCUGCAGCCGCUCGACCCGCUGUCCGAGCACAUGCUGCGGCUCUACGACAGCUACAGCGGCGGCGCCAGCGCCGAGGCGGCGCGGGCCCCCGGGCCCCCGGAGCCCGGCUCGCCGCCCUUGCGCCCCCAGCCCCGGCGCGAGGGCAACACGGUCCGCAGCUUCCGAGCCGGAGCGGCAGGAACCCUUGAAAACAAGGAACUGCAUAUUUUUAACCUGACUUCUCUAACCAAGUCUGAAAACGUUUUAUCUGCCACACUGUAUUUCUAUAUCGGAGAGCUAAUCAAUGCCACCCUGAGCUGCCCAGCCUCCCGAGGAUGCUCACACCAUGCUCAGAGGAGGCACAUUCAGAUCGAUCUCUCCGCAUGGAUCCUCCAACUGAGCAGAAACCAAAGUCAACUCCUGGGUCAUCUUUCAGUGGAUGUAGCCAAACCUCAUCGAGACAUGGCAUCCUGGCUGUCUAAAGACAUCACUCAACUUUUGAGGAAGGCCAAGGAAAACGAGGAGUUUCUCAUAGGAUUUAACAUUACUUCCAGGGGACACCAGCUGCCAAAGAAAGUGAUACCCUUUCCUGAGCCUUAUAUCUUGGUAUAUGCCAACGAUGCUGCCCUUUCUGAGCCAGAGAGUGUGGUAGCCAGCUUACAAGGACACAGGAAUUUCCCUGCUGGAGCUGUGCCCAAACUGGAUCGCCACCUUAGGGCUGCCCUUUCUACGGAAAGGCGGAGGAAGCGUUCUACUGGGCUGCUGCUGCCUCUGCAGAACAAUGAGCUUCCUGGGGCAGAGUAUCAGUACAAGGAGGAUGGGGUGUGGGAGGAACGAAAACCUUAUAAGACCCUGCAGACGCAGCCCCCUGAAAAGAGCAAGAACAAAAAGAAGCAGAGAAAGGGACCUCACCAGAAGAGCCAGACGCUCCAGUUUGAUGAACAGACCCUGAAAAAGGCAAGAAGAAGGCAGUGGAUCGAGCCUCGGAAUUGUGCCAGGCGGUACCUUAAGGUGGACUUUGCGGAUAUUGGCUGGAGCGAGUGGAUCAUCUCCCCCAAGUCCUUCGAUGCCUAUUACUGCUCCGGAGCCUGCCAGUUCCCCAUGCCAAAGUCUUUGAAGCCGUCAAAUCACGCGACCAUCCAGAGUAUAGUCAGAGCUGUGGGGGUUGUUCCUGGAAUUCCUGAGCCUUGCUGUGUGCCAGAGAAGAUGUCCUCACUCAGUAUCUUAUUCUUUGAUGAAAAUAAGAAUGUGGUCCUUAAAGUAUAUCCAAACAUGACGGUGGAGUCUUGUGCUUGCAGAUAACCUGGCAAAGAGCUCAUUUGGAAGCUUCAUUCAAUCAUUAGUUUAUUUUUAUGGACUUUUUUUUCUUGCACUGCCAAUGCAUUUCAUUUCAAAAGAUUUUUUAAUAGUCAAAAGAGAAUGAGCAAGUAGACGGACGCUUUCCGCUAAGGAGACCUGGACUGUGUUUCUGAAUGUAACUAAAGGCAAGAUUUUAGUAAAUGUGGACGUCUCCUUUUUUUAAAAAAAAAAAAAAAGAAGUGCCCAAGAAAAAUGAUGGCGCAGACUGUUUUUAGAACUGUUCAAGAACACACUGAUCUAUUUUUGUAAAAUGGGCUUUGAAAUUAGAUUGGAAAAGGAACCAGGAGCUUCUCCUUUAUCUCUGCUUCUGGAGACUAGAGUCCCUUCCUCUUUUAAAGUCGGCUUAUUGCCUUAGAUUCCUGAGCAGCUCAGCAAGUGCUUAUAAUCCAGUCAGCUUCGAUGUUUAUCUUAAAAUGUGUUGAGACUCUUGCUUCCCUGUGUUUUCCACAGGUCAUCGUGUGGCUGGUUGCGUGGCGAGUGCGUGUUGAAUGCCAGUGUGUGUGUGUGUGUGAGCGCGGGGCCAGGGGCCUGCGCCCUCCGUAGGCAGGUUUGCCUGACAUGGUUUUAUAAUUCAGUCGGCACAGGAUUCUGUCGGGGUUUUGGUGUUUGGUUUUUUUCAUUUCAUGUCCUGGCAAGCACUGUUCAAUUCUGAGAACUUCACCAAAAGGGAGAGAGUCACCCAAGAGCACGUGCCCAGAGCCCCUCCGUAGCCCCGCCGUCUGUAGUCGUAAAUAUCCACGUUUUCGUUUCACGGCUCCAGGAAAGGGCAACAGCAACCCAGGCUUCAGAAACCCAGGUUGUUUCCGCUUCGGUAUCCUUUUUCCACAAGUACUUUCAUGUGUUCUUUUAAAUUGAACUUAAAAACUCAAUACAUGUUUAUUUCUCCUCCUGUGCCUUUACUUCCUAGCAAGUAAUCAACAGAUACCAAGGCUCAGAAAUGGAUGGAACAUUGGAGAUUUCUUGAAGUGACCCAUCUAAUCACGAUCACAUGUUCAGUACCAUUGUUCAGCCACGAGCAGGUCCAGGCACUUUUCUCACAUGGAUCAAGGCUUUAGGCUCAGACAUGGAAUCUACACUUUAGCGAAGCUUUUACUAAAAAUUAUCCCCCAAGAAAGGGAGUCAAAUACAGACGCCUCUUUGUUUUCUCCCUUCCCGCGCGUCGUAAAUACCUCCUCUGACACUUUUGCUCUGGAAAAAUUGUUUCAAAGAUCUUUUCCUCACUGUGUUUAUGUGUGUGAAUGUUUUCAGCCUGUGGAUUGUCGCUGGUGCUCCAUCUGUGGUGACUCCCUGUCUCAGUUCAGUCUGACCUCAUCUGAGACAAACGAGCCAAUUCAGAGGUUGGGAAGUAUCAGAAGACACAGGGUUUUGUUCUGUCUCUGCCUAUAGCUAUCCCGGCGGCGGCUCAUAAUUUAAUCAAUACUAGUUGAGCAUCUGCUUUGGAAAAGGCACUUGUUAACUGUGUGUCUUUAGGGUUCUCAUUGGUUAAACGAAGAGGAUGAUGAGCUGAGGUAUAAGGGCCUUCUGCCGCUGAAAGUUUGAGCUUAUGACACUUGCUGUGUCCUACACAGCUUUCUGGAUUAGUCGGUAGUGAUGGAGCUAAAACUUGCAAGUGUCACUGUUCCUAAACCCAAGACAAAACCAUCCUGCGCCUGGGUGUUUGUGAGCGAGGAUGGCCUUCCACGUGGCUUAAGCAGUGUUUCUCUUUUACUGGAAACCCAUUAGUGGAGUGCCAUGAAGCGGAGUUCGUGGCCGCUUUCGGAGUGUGUCCAGACGCCACGAAGGAGACACACCUGUUCUGAAUAACGAGCGACAUCCUGCUGCCUGAGUUACUGUGGUUUCUUCCAGCGCGUUUUUGGUUCUGAUGGUAUAAAGACUCAGAAAGACAUUAGGGGUGAAAUGAUUUCUUCAUCAUUUUUAUCAAAAUUUUGAAAGCAAAAGUUUAUAAUAGAAGUGAGCCAAUGUGUGGCUGCCCAAUCCUGGUCAUAGUGCCUUUCAAAAAGAAAACUUUCAUGAGUAGAUUGGAUGAAAUUCUUACUUUUGUUUUUUCUAGAAGUGUUAUCAACCAAAACCUCUAGCAAUUCGCAGUGGUACUUCUCAGCCUGCUUCUAUCCAGAUGUCUGUCUGUUACCUUUCUUAGUUUAAGUUGAUGCCCACUUGAGAGGAUUUAAGAUUAAAUCCUUACAAUGGCCAAAAAAAAAAAAAAAAUCUCUAAAUAAUAAAAA